Beauveria bassiana ARSEF 2860 is the source of this 1809-nucleotide messenger RNA. RefSeq names its product Hsp70 family chaperone. The coding region runs from base 1 to 1809 and encodes 602 amino acids. NCBI's taxonomy places the organism in Eukaryota, Fungi, Ascomycota, Sordariomycetes, Hypocreales, Cordycipitaceae. The transcript has 11 exons. The record is from RefSeq and is a predicted model, not a curated record. Gene Ontology annotation, molecular function: ATP binding; ATP-dependent protein folding chaperone.
AUGGGCGAUUCAUCCGUUGCAACAGUCAAUCGCGCAUUGGCUCAGUUGAAUGUGAACAGGGACGCAAAACGUCUCGUCGUCGCCAUCGAUUUCGGAACAACUUAUUCUGGCAUCGCAUAUUGCUUUCCAGACUUGCCGCCGGACGGAAAACUGACAGCCAUCAGGAAAUGGCCCGGGACUCACGUGCAAGCGGCAAAGGUGCCAACGAUUGUCAAGUACGACAAGAACGAUUGGGGUAAAUACGAAUGGGGAACCCUCCUCAAAAGCGCAGAAGACCACAUUGUCGGGAUCAAGCUACUGCUGGACCCAAGUCAAAAGCUCCCUUGGCAUGUUCCGCCAACUGACCUCGACGCAACUAUGAAGUUGUUGCCGCCUUUUAAGACACCCAAGAACGUAGCGACGGAUUUUAUGCGCUCUUUGAAAGCUCACGGCAUGUCGCAAAUUGCGACAAAUCUCGCGCAAGAUGCUCUCGAUUUAUUCCAAGUUGAAUACGUCAUGUCAGUGCCCGCAGUGUGGUCCGACGCUGCCAAAAAUGCGACGCUCGAGGCAGCGAAAGCGGCUGGAAUCUCUCCUGUCACUUUGAUCAAAGAGCCCGAAGCCGCGGCCCUGUACUCGAUUCGACAACUCGAUGCAUUCCUCACACCAGGCGAUGUUAUUGUGAUAUGCGACGCCGGCGGAGGCACAGUCGAUUUGAUUUCGUAUGAGAUUGAAAAAGCUUCCCCCAGCCUCGAAUUGAGAGAAAUUGUUCCCGGCACAGGAGACACGGUCGGGUCUAUAGCUUUGAAUCGUCGGUUCAAAGCAGUUUUGGAGGCAUUGAUCCCGAGUGAUCGGUGGCAAAAAUUCAAAGAUAGCAGGGCCAUGGUCAAGGCCAGCCAGCAAUUCGAGAACGAGAUCAAGCUCGAGUUCUCGGGAGACUUGAAUGAGGAAUUCUAUGUCGAUUUACCUGGCGCUGACCUCGAAGACAUUCCAGAGAAAGGCUUGCUGGGCAACGAAUGGAAAAUGACUGGACGGGACGUCAAGGCCAUCUUUGACCCGGUCAUCGCCGACAUCUUACAUCUCAUUCAGCACCAAGUGCAGGCGGUUCAGCGGGAGGGAAAAGCUGUUCGGGCGAUUUUCCUCGUCGGCGGCUUUGGAAGCAGCGAAUACCUCAGAAAAGAAGUUGAGAGGGUUCAUGAGGGCAUCAAGGUAGCUCAGCCGGACGAUGCUUGGGCUGCCAUAGCCAAAGGCGCUGCCUUGUCAAAAAUGCCAGAUAAUGCAGUGGUGACCAGCGUGUCAGCUGUUCGACACUAUGGUGUAGAGUGUGGUGCAAUGUACGACAAAGUCAUUGACAAGGGUCAGCCCUCUUACUAUGGCAGAUUCACAGGAGAAAGAAUGGCUCAUCGAAUGAGUUGGCACAUUACCAUCGGCGACAACAUUAAAAGAAAUGACAAGAUUCGACUGGGGUUCUACAGACAUUUGCCCGAAAAUUUUACUGCCAACGACGCAGUCUUCAAAAGUACUUUAUAUGACUGUGUUGACGAGAAUGCGCCGAUACACAGGUCAAAAAGCCGAAAUGUCAAGGUGAACUGUGUCCUAUACGCGGAUGUCUCCAAUGUGCCAUUGUCCAAAUUCAGCAAAAGAACUAGAAAGCACAGCCAAGCGCUCGUGAGCAAGCGAGCUGGCUUUCCUUCUGAAACAGAUGACCAGGCCGAGACUUACUGGGAGGUGACGUAUGACCUGGUUAUCUGCUUCGAUUCUGCGGUCAUGAAAUUUUCAAUGGAGUUGGACGGCGAGACGUUGGGUUCUGUGGAGGCGCGAUUUGAACAGUAG